CGCAGAUUUUCACAUAAAAUUUUAAGUCGUUUGAAGAACAUGCAGAUCUUUUACAUACGUGUCCAUUUAGUUACGAUGAAAAUGAUUUUGUAUUGCUUUGUGCAUCUAGUGAUAUGGCAAUCCUUUUUUAUCAUUUUGCUUGUUUUGCUCUGUUUUGCUUACCUAAAAGCUGUCUGUAGAGAGACUGGCAUAUACGUAUUCGAUAAGAAAACCUUUAGCCGUUUCAUCAAUUUACGACAGAUUUUGAACUGUUGAUAAACAAGUUUUAGGCAGCGGAAAUAUUCACUUUUUCUUUCUUAAAUUUUUAGACUAAGCUAUGUCGGAAUACACGGCAGUAAAAAGCAGCAAACUUGUACUUAAAGGUGAAAGUUCGAGCGGCUCCAAACGGAAGCACAAGAAACACAAGAAAGAGAGCAAAGACGGUUCCUCGAAGCGCAGUCGUGUGGAAGUGGACGCCGAUGCCCAAAAGCACGGCGGCUGGUGGAAGGUAACCAAACUGACGGAAAUAACCGGCUCGGUGGCGAUUCAGUUCGGCAAACGAGCCUUCAUCAGGGCACUGGACAAUGGUCUGUUCACGCUGGGAGCACCGCACGACGAGGGAGACGGACCGGAUCCGGAGGAAAUAUUCACUGCCGUACUGAUCAACGAGGAGAAGGUUGCGUUCAAGUCGGGCUACGGCAAGUAUCUGAAGGUGGAGAAGGAUGGGAUGGUAACGGGACGGUCGGAUGCCGUUUCGUCGGUGGAGCAGUUCGAGCCGGUUUUCGAAGGGAACCGGAUGGCACUGUUGGCUGCCGCCAAUGGGUGCUUUAUUUCGGUCGAUCCCGAGGACGACGCGGUGGUUGCUAUCAAGAAGAAGGUGGGCGAAAAUGAGAUCUGCGUGGUAAGAAGCUGUGCGGUGCGGGAGCAGAAGGCAGCCAAGGAGGUGGCCGUUGAGGAGGAAGGCGAUUUGAAUCAAGUGGAAAUUAAUUAUGUGAAAAAGUUUCAAAAGUUUCAAGACAAAAAACUACGUGUCAACACUGAGGACAAAACAACAUUGAAACGUGCUAAGGAGGAAGGAGCUCUGCAUGAAGCUUUGUUGGAUCGACGAAGCAAAAUGAAAGCCGACCGGUAUUGCAAAUAAGUUCAGUUCUUUCGAAAGAGCGAAAAUAUAUAGGCUAAUUAUGUUA
Messenger RNA from Sabethes cyaneus, 1166 nucleotides. It is a transcript of the gene FRG1, whose product is annotated as protein FRG1 homolog. The transcript is spliced from 3 exons. Gene Ontology annotation, molecular function: actin filament binding. Lineage: Eukaryota; Metazoa; Arthropoda; Insecta; Diptera; Culicidae. Gene Ontology annotation, cellular component: nucleolus; striated muscle dense body; catalytic step 2 spliceosome. The coding region runs from base 317 to 1120 and encodes 267 amino acids. The record is from RefSeq and is a predicted model, not a curated record.